This is a messenger RNA of Meloidogyne enterolobii, 177 nucleotides long. The record is from the annotation of a GenBank genome assembly. NCBI's taxonomy places the organism in Eukaryota, Metazoa, Nematoda, Chromadorea, Rhabditida, Meloidogynidae.
AUGGGAAUUAAAUUCCUGGAAUUUGUUAAACCUUUUUGUGGUUUUGUGCCAGAGGUUUCUAAACCUGAAAGGAAAAUUCAAUUCAGGGAAAAGAUGCUUUGGACUGCGAUAACUCUUUUUGUUUUUCUUGUUUGCUGUCAGAUUCCACUUUUUGGUUUGUUGUUUAUUUUUUGUUAA